AUGAGUUCCAAUAAUAUUUUCUUAAAUCUGAAUGAAGUUUCGAAGAGACACCAAGUUUACAAUGACACAUUACCGGCUCAAAAACUGGAUAAUUUAUAUUUGUUCGAUACUUCUCUAACAGCUGAUAAGAAUUUGAAAAAUUUAAGUUUAUCUGCUUUGAAACAACCUGCUACAUUAGGACAUGUUUUUAUUUAUAAUGAGAUAUUCUUAGAAGUAGUUUCACGCUGGGUAUUCCAAAUGGAAAGAUCAUCUUCUGUAGAAGUAUUCGAUGCUGUUGCUAGAACAAUCACUGUUUAUCCUUUAUCUCAACCAUUUAUUGAAGAUUUUUUAGAUCGAGAAAAUGAGCGCUUUAUUACCAUUUUACAAAACCCAUCUUCCCAAGAUGAAAAAAAUUUGCAUAAAAUUUUAUUAGCAUACUAUAGACUAUUAUACCAUAACACCGAUAUUUUCACUAAAUAUAUUAAUCCGGAUAUUUUAUAUACCCUUAUUUCUAAGAAUGAUGUAAGUGAUUUGAUUAAAUUUUUGACGAUAAAAGUUUUGGGUUACUAUUUAAAUAUGGCAGAACAUGCAUUCACCAACACUUUAAAAACACACAUUCCUCAUGAUGACCCAAUUAAUGGUUUUUAUGAAUAUGAUACCAAUGUAAAUUAUAGAUUUUUAGAAUUAAAUGAAGCUAAGAGAUUUUCUGAAUAUUCCAAAUUACCUCAAAUUACCGAAACAUUUAUUAAAGACACCACAAAUGAAUAUUUUACCAUUGAUCCACAAUUCUUAACGAAACAAGUAGUAUCUAUAUGUGGUGUAAUUGUCCCAAGAUCAACUUCUGAAUUUAAUUCCUCACUAUCUACAAAAGAUCCCUCCUCUGAAUUUACCUGGGUACCAACUGAUAAAGCUAUAUCCACCUUACGUAAAUUAGGCUCUUCAAUACAAAAGUCAAAUCCUGUUAUGCUAAUUGGUAGAGCCGGUGCAGGUAAAACGUUUCUGAUUAAUGAAUUAAGUAAGUAUGUUGGUUGCCAAGAUUCAAUAGUUAAGAUUCAUUUAGGAGAACAAACCGAUGCCAAAUUAUUAAUCGGUACUUAUACUUCUGGUGAAAAGCCUGGUACUUUUGAAUGGAGAAAUGGUGUUCUAACAACAGCUGUAAAAGAAGGAAGAUGGGUCUUAAUUGAAGACAUUGAUAAGGCACCAACCGAAGUACUUUCUAUUCUUUUAACUUUAUUAGAGAAACGUGAAUUAACAAUUCCAUCAAGAGGCGAGGUUGUAAAAGCUGCCAAUGGGUUUCAAUUAAUUUCUACCGUUCGUGUUUCUGAAGAAAAUGUAAAAAAAGGUAAAGAUUUAGAAUAUGUGCCUAACAUUAUCGGUAUGAGAAUUUGGAAAACAAUUUAUUUAGAAGAGCCAUCUAAUGAUGAUCUUUAUUCCAUUCUGUCUAAUAAUUAUAAAGUUUUAUCUCUAUUAAUACCCAAAUUAAUUAAAACAUAUGAAGAUAUUAAAAACGUUUACUUAGACCCAAGAUUUAUAUCUCUUAACAGAGGUGCUCAUUCAAGAACAGUAUCUGUGAGAGAUUUAGUGAAGCUUUGUAAAAGGUUAAACAUAUUGUUUGAAAAUAAUGGCAUUACUAAACCUAAUCAAUUGAUAGAAACUACUAUUUACGAUAACAUCUUCGCAGAAGCUGCAGAUUGUUUCGCCGGUGCUAUUAGUGAACCUAGGGCUUUAGAGCCAUUAAUUCAUGUAAUUGGUACCUCAUUAGAAAUACCGGCAUCUCGUAUUAAUUUAUUCUUAACUAAGCAUAUUCCUAAUUUUGAAACUAAUGAUGAUACUAUUAAAAUUGGUAGGGCUGUUCUAAAUAAGUCUCAGUUGUCAUUACAAAGAAAAUCUAUGAAUAGCACAUCGUUUGCUACAACAAACCAUUCUUUACGAUUAAUGGAGCAAAUUUCAUUAGCUGUUCAAAUGUCUGAGCCAGUACUUCUUGUUGGUGAAACCGGUACUGGGAAAACUACGGUUGUACAACAAAUUGCAAAACUAGUAAAUAAACCUUUAACUGUUAUAAACGUUUCUCAACAAACUGAAACUGGUGAUUUACUGGGUGGAUACAAGCCAGUAAACUCAAAAACUGUAGCUAUUCCCAUUCAAGAAAAUUUUGAAACUCUAUUUGCUGCAACUUUCUCUGUCAAAAAGAAUGAGAAAUUUUACAAAAUGCUUCAUAGAUGCUUUAAUAAGAAUCAAUGGAAAAACGUCGUUAGAUUGUGGAAUGAAGCUUUUAAGAUGGCUAAAAGUAUUUUAGAUAUGAAUAACGACUCUACUGUAGUCAACGAGAAGAAAAAGAAACGCAAACUUCAUUCAAAUGAUAAAAAGUUAUUGUUUGAAAAGUGGGUUGUAUUUCAAGAUAUGGUCAGAAAGUUUGAAGCCCAAGCUAGCACACUGGAAGGCUCUUUUAUUUUUAAUUUCGUCGAAGGUUCUCUUGUGAAAGCUGUUAGAAAUGGUGAGUGGUUAUUACUGGAUGAAGUUAAUCUUGCUUCUGCAGAUACAUUAGAAAGCAUUUCUGAUUUAUUAUCUGAAGCUAACUCUAGAAGUAUUCUUUUAUCCGAAAAAGGUGACGCAGAACCUGUAAAGGCUCAUCCUGAAUUUAGAAUCUUUGCUUGUAUGAACCCUGCAACUGACGUUGGUAAGAGAGAUUUACCAUCUGGUAUCAGGUCAAGAUUUACUGAAAUUUAUGUACAUUCACCAGACCGUGAUAUCAAUGAUUUGUUAACGAUUAUUGAUAGAUAUAUUGGAAAAUACAGUGUUAGUGAUGAGUGGGUUGGGAAUGAUAUUGCUGAACUUUAUAUCGAAGCUAAGAAAUUAGCUGAAGAUAAUAUUAUCGUUGAUGGUGCAAAUCAAAAACCUCAUUUUAGUAUCCGUACUCUAACAAGAACUUUGCUGUAUGCUUGUGAUAUUAUUCCAAUUUAUGGCUUGCGCCGUUCCUUGUAUGAUGGGUUUUGUAUGAGUUUUCUCACUUUAUUAGAUCAAAAAUCUGAAAAUAUGUUAAUACCUAUAAUUGAAAAAUAUACAGUUGGAAGAUUAAAAAACAUGAAAUCUGUUAUGUCACAGGCUCCAAUGUCGCCUGGGGAAGAUUAUAUUCAAUUCAAGCAUUAUUGGAUGAAGAAAGGUAACGAAGAAAUACAAGAUCAAGCUCAUUACAUCAUUACUCCUUUUGUUGAGAAAAAUUUGUUAAAUCUGGUGAGAGCCACAUCAGGUAAGAGAUUUCCUAUCCUUGUUCAAGGUCCAACCUCUGCUGGUAAAACAAGUAUGAUUAAACAUCUUGCAGAUGUCACUGGUCACAAAUUCGUGCGUAUUAAUAAUCAUGAGCAUACUGACUUGCAAGAAUAUCUUGGUACCUAUGUUACAGAUGAUACCGGAAAAUUAUCAUUCCGUGAAGGUAUAUUGGUGGAAGCACUAAGAAAAGGGUAUUGGAUUGUUCUCGAUGAGCUAAAUUUAGCACCAACUGAUGUCCUUGAAGCAUUGAAUAGAUUAUUGGAUGAUAAUAGAGAAUUAUUCAUACCUGAAACACAAGAGGUAGUUCAUCCUCACCCUAACUUCAUGCUAUUUGCUACUCAAAAUCCUCCAGGUAUUUAUGGGGGACGUAAAGUUCUUUCAAGAGCUUUCAGAAAUCGUUUUUUAGAGUUACACUUUGAUGAUAUCCCACAAGAUGAGUUAGAAAUUAUCCUUCGUGAACGUUGCCAAAUCGCCCCUUCUUAUGCCAAGAAAAUUGUUGAAGUAUAUAGACAACUUUCUAUUGAGCGUUCAGCUUCUCGUUUAUUUGAACAAAAGAAUAGUUUUGCCACAUUACGUGACUUGUUCCGCUGGGCUUUGCGUGAUGCUAUAGGCUACGAAGAAUUAGCAGCCAAUGGGUAUAUGCUACUUGCUGAACGGUGUAGAACUACUCAAGAAAGAGUUCUCGUUCAAAAUGUCUUACAAAAAGUGAUGAAAGUUAAAUUGAAUAUGCAAUCCUACUACUCAUCUUUGGAAAACAAAGAUCUAUAUUCAAUUCCUAGCAGUGUGAUUUGGACAAAUGCAAUGAAACGUUUGGCUGUACUAGUUGAGUCUUGUUUAAAGAAUAACGAGCCUGUCUUAUUAGUUGGUGAAACUGGUUGUGGUAAAACAACAAUUUGCCAAUUGUUAUCAGCGUUUAUGGGAAAAGAAUUAAUUUCGUUAAAUGCUCAUCAAAAUACAGAAACUGGUGAUAUUCUUGGAGCUCAGAGACCAGUACGUAACAGAUCAGAAUUACAGUAUAAACUUAUCAACAAAUUAAAAGAGGUAUUACAGUUACCAACGGAUGAAAUUGAAGGACUUGACGUUGACACAAUGUUUGAACUUUAUGAAAAAUCAGAUAAAUCACUUAUUUCUGAAGUUAAUAUUCAAUAUAUCAAAAAUUGUAAAGAAAAAUUGAAUAUUCUGUUUGAAUGGUCUGACGGUCCACUAAUCCAGGCUUUAAAGGCUGGUAACUUUUUUUUACUGGAUGAAAUUUCUUUAGCAGAUGAUUCUGUUCUAGAGAGACUUAACAGUGUUUUGGAACCAGAGAGAAGUUUGCUAUUGGCCGAAAAGGGAUCAUCUGAUAGUUUAAUAACUGCUAAGGAAGGCUUUCAAUUUUUUUCUACAAUGAAUCCAAGUGGUGAUUAUGGUAAAAAAGAACUUUCUCCCGCUUUGAGAAACCGUUUCACUGAGAUUUGGGUACCAUCUAUGGAGGACUUCAAUGAUGUGAAAUUAAUAGUUAGUUCCAAACUCUCCCCUCCAUUAAAAGAACAUGCAAACUCAAUUGUUGAUUUUUCAGAAUGGUUUGCAAAAAAAUUUGGUGGUGGUAAUGUAACAAGCGGUGUGAUUUCUUUACGUGAUAUUUUAGCCUGGGUUGAAUUUAUGAAUAAGUCCUUUACAAAGGUAAAUAAUGGGGCUGCUGUAUUAACUCAUGGUGCAUUAAUGGUUUUCAUUGAUGCUCUUGGUACUAAUAAUACUGCAUAUCUGGCAGAAAAUGAAUCUCAUCUCAAAUCUUUAAAACUUGAAUGUAUCAGCGUCCUAUCUAAAAUAUCUAAUAUUAAAAUCUCCCAUUAUAUCUAUAAUAAAAUUGAUGUUGCUUUUUCUCCAGAUACAUUAACAAUAGGCUUAUUUUCCUUAAAUAGAAACAUCGAUGAGUGUUCCAUUCCAGCAUUUGAUUUGAAUGCUCCAACUACUGCAGCAAACAUGAUGCGAGUAGUACGUGCAAUGCAAGUACAUAAACCUAUCCUAUUAGAAGGGAGCCCUGGUGUCGGUAAAACAAGUUUGAUUACAGCAUUGGCUGAGAUGACUGGUAACAAACUGACCCGUAUUAAUUUAUCUGAACAGACCGAUCUUGUAGAUUUAUUUGGUUCAGAUGCUCCUGGUGAAAAAACUGGAGAAUUCGUCUGGAGAGAUGCUCCAUUUUUGAGAGCUAUGCAAAAAGGUGAAUGGGUUUUGUUAGAUGAAAUGAAUUUAGCUUCCCAGUCUGUAUUAGAAGGUCUGAAUGCAUGUCUUGACCAUCGUGGUGAGGCGUAUAUCCCCGAGUUGGAUAAGUCUUUUAGUUGUCAUCCUAAUUUCAUUGUUUUUGCCGCCCAGAAUCCUCAAUAUCAGGGUGGUGGUAGAAAAGGUUUGCCAAAGUCAUUUGUUAACAGAUUUAGUGUAGUUUAUGUCGACAUGCUAACUGCCAAUGAUUUGUUGCUUAUUGCUCAUCACUUGUAUCCAAAAAUAAACAAAGAAAUAAUAUCUAAAAUCAUUAAAUUAAUAUCUACUGUGGAAGACGAGGUGACUAAGAAAAAACUUUGGGGUUCGGCAGGUACACCAUGGGAAUUUAAUCUAAGAGAUACCCUAAGGUGGCUGAAACUAUUAAAUAAGCCGUCUAUAUGUGGUGAAACUGUCAUGGAUUUUGUUAACAUUGUUAUCCAACAGAGAUUUAGAACUGAUGAUGAUAGACAAAGGGCCCAACUUUUAAUUACUAAUAUUUUUGGUGACUUCGAAACAAGGGAUAAUUAUUAUAAGAUUGAUGAAGAUAUAGUACAAAUUAAUAGCACCUUCUCAACCAGAAACAAAUUAUAUCAAUAUCCAAACUCCCAAAAAUUAAUUCACUUACAGUGUAACAACAGAGUCUACGAAUCUGCCUUAAAAUGUAUUAAUAAUAAUUGGCCUCUUAUCUUGACAGGCCCUACAGGAUCAGGGAAGACUGAUAUUAUUAAAUUUUUAGCCUCCAUUUUAGGUGCCAAAUUGGACUUCUUUUCAAUGAAUAGUGAUAUUGAUAGCAUGGAUAUUCUGGGUGGUUACGAACAGGUUGAUUUAACAAGGAAAAUAUCCUAUAUAUCUAAUGACUUAAAAACUUAUAUCACUGAAAUUAUUUCCUUAAACCUGGGGCUAAAAAUACUCCAACCCGAAGCAAUCAUUGCUGCUUUCGAUUUAUUACAUUUCAUAUCAAAAACCGUUAUAACAACUUCCAAUUUUUCAGUGUUUCAUGCGAAAUUUAACAUAUUAUCUCAGUUUUUAAACUCUAAUAAUGAAUGGGAUCACUUUAUUGAACGUGUUAACAGAAUGUCUAGUAUAAUAUCUAAAGAAGAAUCAAUUAGAUUUGAAUGGUUUGAUGGUAUGCUUAUUGAGGCUGUUGAAAAGGGCCAUUGGCUAGUCUUAGAAAAUGCUAAUUUAUGCUCUCCAUCCGUUUUGGAUAGAUUGAAUUCUCUUCUAGAAGAUGGUGGAUCACUAAUCAUUAAUGAAUGCAGUUUCGAGGAUGGCAAACCUCGAGUUUUAAAUCCUCACCCUAAUUUUCGAUUAUUUUUAACAGUAAACCCCAAGUAUGGUGAACUUUCUAGGGCAAUGAGAAAUAGAGGUGUAGAAAUAUAUGUCGAUGAAUUAAAAAACAGACUCUCUAUAUUUGAUUCCAACUCAUUAAAGGAAAGUGUUUUAUUAAAGCAGACUGAAUCCCGAAAUAUUACCGAAGCACUACCUCUGAAGCAUUAUAUUCCAGCUUGUAACUCAUCAAUGUUUGAGUACGCUGUCUUGCAUGAUAUAUUUAGCCAAAAUAAUGUAAAUAUAUCUGCAGCUGCAGCCUCCUCGUUAUUGUCAUUUAGAGAUAUUCAAAAACUACAUCAAUGGAAGGACAAUGUAAUCUCGAAUCGAAUCUUUUUAGAUGACGAUUUCGCUAUAGAUGUUGAUAACUUAAUUUCUUUUUACAAAUCUCUGAAUGUAUACAAUAAAUUAAAUUCUCUAUAUUCACCUGUGGGCGAGCUACUUUCUUCUUAUUCUCCAAAAACUACAGCAGAUAUCCAGCACUUGAAUCCUAUGUUGAACGUUUACUUCAUUUCCACUUUAAUUCAAAAUGCUCCAAAGUUGUCGAGUGAAGAAACUGCUUACUUAUUUGCAUCCCUGGGUCUUUUAUUGCAUAAUGAGAAGAACUUAGAACUUACUUUGAAUAAAGCUAUUAAUGGUAAAGUGAAUGACUUAUCAUAUCUUCAAUUGUCUGCUGCAAUUAUAAACGGUCGAACUUUAAAGAUAGUUCCAAGAAUUCCAAUAUUUGGAAUUUUGAAAUCAUUAGAGAACUUUAUUAUUAACUAUAUCAGAAGAGAUGAAUUGUAUACUGAGAAAGCUUCAUACUAUCAAAUAUGGAAGCUAUUAAUAAUUUGGAAUUGCAUUUUUGAAACUUCUAGUAUUAAAGAUGAGGCCCGUUUGAGAGUUUAUAAAAGUGUCUUAGAAAAUUGGACCAAAGAAGCAUCAGCUGUCGGCAUAAUCGCCGAUGAAGUUUCAUCCAUUAUUAUCGACUAUGAUAAGAUGUUAGACGUACAAAAAGGUAAAUCUAUGAAUAUUAUUUGGGAUAGAUAUCGUAAAAGAUUUCCAUCAACUGAAGAAGGCUGGAGUUUAUGGUCUUCCUUGAAUGCUCUGUCUACGGAGUUUGACAGUGUCUCUUCCUUACAAUUUUCCGAAUCUUAUGAUUUUAUUUCAGAUUUAAGAGAUUCCUUCGUUAUUAUAGCUGAAGAUAUCCUCUCUAAUAACAUUACAAACAUAGACGAGCUGUUUUCGACGCUAAAAGAUGGUAUGAACCACUUAAACGCUAUAUCAGGUAAAUUUUUAAAUAAAAGGAAACACUACUUAACAACUGAAUUUGAUUAUCUUCUUCGAUUACUGUCUAGUUCUCAAGGAAACAGAAAAAGUUAUAAGUCAAUAAUUUCGCUAUCUUCUGUUUCUACCGCAGCUUAUAUCAAAAUUCAAACAAAUUCACAUUCUUAUCCAUCUGUAUUCGAUUUAUUAUGGUCAAAGAAUUCAGAUGAUAAAUUUAUUUCUUAUACCACAACAUUAAUUGAUACUUCUUUUUUUGAAAAUAUUUUAAUUAAAUCUAUCAAUUUGAAAAAGUUCACAGGUAGCCAAAUUCUUCAGACUUUAAACGAUGCAACCACAUUAUUGUCUUCUACUAUUGAUCUCUCAGGCGAUAUUUUGAUUAACCAGUACCAUGUAUUUAAUACCCACUUGGAUCAAUGGAUCAGAGACAUAAUUCAAUUACACGCUAAUAUUGAUGUCACGCAAUUGAAAAUUGGUGAAAUUUGUAAGGUGGUUAUCGAUAACUGUCCUAAAUAUUUCAUCGAUGUGUUUAAUAAUUAUUUACUUCCUGUGUUACAGUAUUUACAGGAACCACCUACAAGUGAAUUUAUUGGUAAGAGUUGGAUUCUAUUCGGUGUCGCCCUAAUUAAUCUAUAUGCUCCAGAUGCUCCAGUUGAUCCUGCUAUUAACGAUUAUGUUUUGUAUGAUAUAUUUGAAAAACAUCGCGAUUACACACAGGGUAUGAUCGAUAGUUGGCAAACAAUUCGCUCUAUUUCUAGUGGUAAUAAUAAACUGCUUAUUGAAACAGGAAUUAAAACCAUAUCUGAUAAUGAUAAACCUUCUAAACCUAUGGUAUAUCGUUCCACCAGCUCAAUAGAUAAUUUAUACGAUGAAUGGUCUGCCUUUUUAGAUUCUACAAUUUCUGAUAAUCAAGUUGUCAAUUUGCUACAAUCCAUGGAUGAAACGUCUGAGGUAUCACACAACCGUUUGAAUAUGUUUCAACAAAAUUCUUCUCAUUUCUUAAACCGUAUGGAUACUGCUUUCUAUACAUAUGCAGAUGUAAAUGAAAUUUUUAAAGGUUAUAUUAUUUGUCUAAAAUUGGGUUUUGACUUAGUAAAACAAGCUAAGUUGGAUGCCAAAAAACCAACUUCAUUAUCGCGUAUGUGGUCCAUUGACCCAUUACAAGUUAUUAGCAUUUCAAAUAUCAAUACUGCAUUUACUGAAAUAUCCACGUUAAUGAAAAAAGGUACUAUUAAUUCUUUAAUAACAGAAGAUAUUCUUAUUUUCUUUUUGAAUCUUUUAGAUUUCCACAAAUCAGAUUCUGAUAUAUUACCUCUCUUAAGCAAAGUUUUGCAGAUGCUGUAUUAUAGAUGGUCUUUAAGAAGAAUGAAAGAUGAAGAAGCCCAACAAAAUAAUGCUAAUCUUUACAAAUUUAAAGAUAAUUCUGAAGAUUAUGAAGAAGAUUUUAAACAGAUGUUCCCUGACUAUGAAAAUGUUGUAUCUCUAGAUGACACAAGUGCGGAAUUAUUAGACGACAAUCUUGAGACACUAUAUUACAAUAUUGCCAAAAACUAUAUUAAAUUAUUUAGUGACGGUCCAUCUAAUUCUUUGAAAGAAACUAUUAUUUCAGGUUCUAGAGUGAGCGAGUUAUUAAUCGAUAUUCCUAAUUACUUUAAAUCACAUUUGAAUACUGGGUCCCAACUAUCUGCAAUCUUGAAUAUUUUUUCAAAUGAAAUAAGUGCCUUUCAAGAUACCGUAUCUGAUGAAGACAUAGAUUUCUACAAUGGAUUUUCUAUAUCAGAAUCCCAAAAGUCUAUUAUGAUAAUUGAUAACUUAUGGCACACAGUCAAUAGCUUACUUGAACAAUGGCCUGAACAUGCAACAUUAAGGGAACUAUUUAGAAUAUGUGAAGAGUAUCUUAAUUACUCUGUUGAGACUCCUAUUUCUAGAUUAUUACAAAAAUUAGAACAAAUUUACACAUUUGUAGUGGAAUGGGAAAAAUAUGCUGCUUCGAAAGUUUCAUUAGAAUAUCACAGCAAGCGUAUAACUGACCAAAUUGUAUCCUGGAGAAAAUUAGAAUUGAAAACAUGGAACAAUUUGUUUAAAUUUGAAGAUAUCAAGCUAGAAAAAAAUAUCGGAAAAUGGUGGUUCUACUUAUUUGAAACUUUGAUUGCAACAGAAAGUAACCAUGAUGCAGAUACAAAAAAUAAUACCAGUAUUCUAUCAGCGUUGAACAUUUUCUUGAGUAAGAGUACGGUUGGUGAAUUUUCGUCCCGAUUAGCUAUUUUACGAGCCUUUGAAAACCAUGUGUCGAUGAUUUCUAAUGUUCCUUUAUUACAUGCUAUCCAAAAUUCUAUCUCAUACUAUUCACAAUUUCUUCCCUCAGUUUCUGAAUACAUUAAGAAAGGUAGAAAAACUUUAGAAAAGGAUAUCAAGGAAGUCAUUUUACUAGCAAGUUGGAAGGAUGUGAAUGUCGAUGCUCUAAAACAAAGUUCUCGUCGUUCACAUAAUAGCCUGUAUAAGAUAGUGCGUAAAUACAGACAGCUGCUUUCAACUGAAACAUUUACUAUAAUAGAAAGUGGAAUUCCUUCAACCGACCACCCAUUGCUUAAGAGUUAUCCUUUGGUUCCAAUUACACCCAGAUAUACUGAUAUUACUGCUGCUAAAAAACUAUUGUCAUCAAUGACCAUUUGGAAUGAUAGAACUACCCCUCUGAGAAAUGUUCAUUUGGUUAGCCGUAAUAUGUCCAAUUAUCUAAACAAGCUAUCCGCGUACGAUAUUCCUUAUUUGGAUACUAUUGCAAAAGAAUAUCUGAAAGUAGCUGAAAGAUUACGCUCUGAAACACCAAGUGUAUAUUCAAAAGAAGUAAAGAAAACAUUAUCGGCUUUGAAGGCACAAAAGAGUAAAAGCUUAAGUGAUGCAUUGAAAGAGUUGAAACGUAUUGGUUUAAAGACAAAUUUUAGGGAUGAUAUCCAUAAGGUUCAAUCAACUGCAACAACAAUUCUAGCAAAUAGCUCUUCUUUCUCUUCCACGCCUAUAAAGAAUUCUGAUUCUUAUUUUUUCAGAAUUUUAGACAUAUUACCACGCUUGAGAAGCCAUGCUUCAAAUCCCGCAGAUGACAUCCCAAUUACAAGUAUUGAAAGAGGUAUGGCUAUUUGUGAAAAUUUAAUAUUUUCCUUAAUUACAAUUAGAAAGCCUAUUUACGAGCUGACUAAAAAAUAUGAUACAUUAGAUUCACUUCGCUCCAAUUUUGAAAAAGCUUACUUAACUGUUGGAGAUAUGAAUAGGCCAUACUUGCAAACUAGUAUGACUUCAGUUUCCUUCUUUUGUAAAUGGUUACCAGUUCUCUUAGAUUAUGCAUCUGAAACAAUAUUGCUUAUUAACAACUCUUCAGACGAAGAAAUAGAUAUUUCUUUGUUCAAACAAACAAAAGAUAAAUUAUCUAAUUUCUCUUCUAGGAUUGUAGACGUUCAAAUUUUUGAUGGCACAGUUUCCACAAUUCUAUCGGAAUUUGAUUCAUUUUUAACUGAUUUUUCUACUAAACUGAGAGACAUGAAAUCACCUAACACACUUUACAUCAUUGAUCUAUUACUAUCUUGGAUGGAAAAUAAUAGGAAGCUUUCUCCUGAAGUAAUAGAAACCUCUAUCCCUAUUGAUGAUAUUGAUGCAAGCUUCCGCAAAAUUUACACAUCGAUUCUUCUAGUCUUCCAAAAAUUCAUUGAAGUUGAAAUCGAACCUCUCUCAGAAGAGGAUGAUAAAUGGCUAUCUACUGCAUCUCAAAAUAUGAUGAAAAAUAUGAAAUUACUACACAUUAAAAAUGUUUUAGCGAAUAUGGAAUCUACCUUUUCCUUGUUGAAAUCUUGCAAAAUUACUGAUAAGUCGGAAACUGUUAGAGCAAUUGUAAGUUUUACCAUGCCCGUCAUCAAUCAUUACUACACUUUAGUCAACACAAUUCUAGAAAAUGCAAGAAAAUAUUAUUCCAGAACAUCAUAUGGUGCUUUUAUUUUAUGUGUUAUACUUGAUAAUCUUUCUAAGAAUGGGUUUUGUUCUCCCGAACCUCCAUCUGAAGAAGUUGAUGAUAAGAAUUUACAUGAAGGUACAGGUAUGGGUGAUGGUGAAGGUGCUGAAAAUAAUUCAAAUGACAUUGAUCAAGAUGAAGAUCUGACUGAAGAUGCACAAACGGAAAAUAAGGAGCAAGAUAAGGAUAAAAACGAAGAUGAAAAUGACAAUAAUGAAGCUGUUGAUAUGGAAGGUGAUAUGGCUGGUGAUUUAGAAGACUUAUCUGACCAAGAGGGUGAUGAAGAACAAUCUGAACCGGAAGAAGAAGAUCAAUUAGAUGAAGAAAUAGACGAUCUUGGCGAAGAUGAUCCAAAUGCUGUUGAUGAAAAAAUGUGGAAUGAGGAGCCAGAAGAAGAUACAAAAGAAAAAGAUACUGACCAACAACUAGAUAACUCUGGCGAUAAUGAUGAUGUUCAGGCAAAUGAUGAAGAAGAUAAGGAAAAUAUAGGUGAAAAUGAAAAUGCCUCUAAAGAAGAUACGCAACAGGACAAUGACAACGAUAAGAAUAAUGAAGAACAAAAUAAUAUAGAUGAAAACGGCAAUGAAACAGAUGGCUCAGAUAAUCAGGAAGAUGAUGAAGAAGAACUUGCUGAGCAGGAAGAUAAUGUAAAAAACGAAUCUAAUGAAGAAUUGGAACAGAAUGUCCCUGAUGUUGAUACAAUGGAUUUACCUGACGAUAUAGAUUUAGAAUCUGAUGAAAACGAGGAAGCUGAAAAUAACGAUGUGGAUGAUAAUGAUAACCUAAGUGAAUCUGAUGAAGAGAUGCUAGACAACUUAGAUUCUCCUGACAAUCUUGAAAAAGAGGAAGAAAACUCAAAACUUGAAGAAGACCAGAAUAUAGGAUCCCAAGAGGACUCAGAUAUUGAAGAAGAAGAAGAAAUGGAUAUUGAUACUGAUAAUAAAAAACAAGGCGAUACUGAAGACGUAGAUGAUGAUGAUGAUGAUGAUGAUGAUGAAAUGAAAAAAGACAUGUCAGACGAAGAAUUAAUUGAUCAAGAAAAUAAUCAAGAUGAUACUAAAGAAAAAAGUGGUGAAGAAUAUGCUGAAGGCCUAGAUGGCGUGGAUGAAGAAAUCGCUGAUGCUGAGGAAGUCGAUACUGAAGCAGCUAUCCAACAAAAUUCUGGUACUAAAGGUUCUGGUUCAGACGCUAAAACUGAAGAAGAACAGGAUGAUAUUGGUACAAGUGGAGAUACGCAAAAUAUGAACAAUGAAGAACAAGAAAAUGAUUUAGGCGAACAAAAUGACAUCAGAUCUGAAGCUCGUAAAACUCUAAAGCAAUUAGGUGAUGCAAUGAAGGAGUUUCAUAAACGUAAACAGGAAAUCAAAGAAGCCUCUCAAAAUGAAAAAGAUGAAGAAUCAAAUGAUUCUGCUAAUCAACGCCCUGAUGAGUUUGAACAUGUUGAUGGUACAAACACGGAACAUGAAACUCAGGCAAUGGGUGCAGCUAAUCAAGAAGAAAUUCAAAGUAUAAACGAAAAUUUAGCAGUUGAGGAUGAUAAUAAUACCAAUGAAGAUCCUAAUACGGACGACAUUAAACAAGAGGAAGAAGAUUUAGAGUCAUUUAAUGAUGAAAAUACCGAAACUGAUAAUACUAAAAGUAAUGAGAAUGAAAUUUCUGAUGAAAAAACUGGAUUUAUAGGCGAAAAAAGACAAAUUUUCACUGAAAAUGAAAAGCUUUUACACGACACUAUAAUGAAUAAAGCCUAUACUGAUGAAUUAGAUCAAUUAAUGGAAGAAGUUGAUGAACAAACCCAUGAGGAAGCAGACAUGCAAGAACCUCCGAGAUCGAAGAAGGAAGCUCGUGAAUUGUGGCACAAGAGUGAAUUAUCUACCGCUGAUCUAGUUUCUCGUUUGAGUGAGCAAUUGCGUUUAAUUUUAGAACCAACUUUAGCAACUAAACUAAAGGGUGACUAUAAAACUGGGAAAAGAUUGAAUAUGAAGCGUAUCAUUCCAUACAUUGCUUCUCAGUUCCGUAAAGAUAAGAUCUGGCUAAGAAGAACUAAACCAAGUAAACGUCAAUAUCAAAUUAUGAUUGCAUUAGAUGAUUCAAAAUCAAUGAGUGAAUCUAAUUGUGUUAAAUUGGCAUUCGAUAGUUUAUUCUUAGUGUCCAAGACUUUAACACAACUAGAAUCUGGUGGAUUAUCAGUAGUUAAAUUUGGUGAAAAUAUUAGGGAAGUUCAUCCAUUUGACAAACAAUUUAGUGACGAUGCUGGCUCUAAUGUCUUCCAAUGGUUUGGUUUCAAAGAAACAAAAACUGACAUCAAAAGACUAGUUGCAGAAUCUAUUAAGAUAUUUGAACGUGCUCGUAUGAUUAACAAUUCAGAUCAAUGGCAAUUAGAAAUUAUUAUCUCUGAUGGUAUUUGUGAAGAUCAUUCUACCAUAGAACGUUUAGUACGCCGUGCUAGGGAAAAUAAAAUCAUGUUAGUUUUUGUUAUCAUUGACGGUAUUAACUCCAACGAAUCUAUUAUGGAUAUGAGUCAAGUUAAGUAUGUACCUGAUCAUAAUGGUAACAUGCAACUAAAAAUAGACAAAUACUUAGACACUUUCCCAUUCGAAUUCUAUGUUGUUGUUCAUAAUGUUAGCGAAUUGCCAGAAAUGCUGUCAGUUAUUUUACGUCAAUAUUUCUCAGAUUUGGCUUCUUCUUGA
Messenger RNA from Henningerozyma blattae CBS 6284, 14754 nucleotides. It is a transcript of the gene REA1, whose product is annotated as AAA family ATPase midasin. Bases 1 to 14754 code for a protein of 4917 amino acids. The record is from RefSeq and is a predicted model, not a curated record. Gene Ontology annotation, molecular function: ATP binding; ATP hydrolysis activity. Gene Ontology annotation, biological process: rRNA processing; ribosomal large subunit assembly. Gene Ontology annotation, cellular component: preribosome, large subunit precursor; nucleus. Lineage: Eukaryota; Fungi; Ascomycota; Saccharomycetes; Saccharomycetales; Saccharomycetaceae. The transcript has a single exon.